Messenger RNA from Pundamilia nyererei, 1018 nucleotides. RefSeq names its product survival of motor neuron 1, telomeric (gene smn1). Lineage: Eukaryota; Metazoa; Chordata; Actinopteri; Cichliformes; Cichlidae. The record is from RefSeq and is a predicted model, not a curated record. The transcript is spliced from 8 exons. Gene Ontology annotation, molecular function: RNA binding. Gene Ontology annotation, biological process: mRNA processing. The coding region runs from base 78 to 926 and encodes 282 amino acids. Gene Ontology annotation, cellular component: nucleus; cytoplasm.
CGUCACAAUUUCCGACGCACGCUGCUAGUUAGAUGUUUAGGAGUUAGCGGCUAGCACUGGAUACAGCAAUUGUUCACAUGGCGAACGGAUGCAAGGAAGUGCUUUUUACGCGCGGAACUGGACAGAGUGAUGAUUCAGACAUCUGGGAUGACACCGCACUGAUAAAGGCUUAUGACAAGGCAGUUGCAUCUUUCAAGACUGCCCUUAAGGGUGAAGAUGAGCCACAAGUCUCAAAGAAAAACCAACCAGGAAAGAAACGCAAGAACAACAAGAAGAACCAGAGUAGGAAAAGAAACAAUGCAGCACCAGAAAAAGAGUGGCAGGUUGGGGAUUCAUGUAGUGCUUACUGGUCUGAGGAUGGGCAGCUCUAUGCAGCCACGAUCGCCUCCAUAGACAAGAAGAGAGGCACUUGUAUAGUUGUUUAUACAGGCUAUGGCAACGAGGAGGAGCAGAAUCUUGAAGACCUGCUGUCAGAGUUUUCGGAGGGUGAUGAGGAAUCAAAUACUAAGGUGCAUGAAGCAGAAUCUUCAACGGAGGAGAGUGACAGGUCAGCUACUCCAAACCAGCACAAACAGUCACCUAAUAAGGGCCACAAGUCCAAGACCCACAAAGAAUCACCUCCUAUGUGGGCUCCUGGUUUUCCUGGAUUUCCUCCAGUACCACCUCCCAUGCAUGCUUUCAGACAGGGGAGCAGCAAGCGAUCUGGUAGUCAUGGGCCUGUACCUCCUCCAUGGCCUCCCAUGAUGCCUUUUGGUCCACCGAUGGUUCCUCCACCUCCACCAAUGAGCCCUGACAUGGUGGAUGAUGAAGCCUUGGGCAGCAUGCUCAUCUCCUGGUAUAUGAGUGGAUAUCACACAGGAUACUAUCUGGGGCUGAAACAAGGGCGCAAAGAAGCUUCCAACUGGACAAAACAGCAUCACAAAUGAAGCCCUGCUUGUUAUGUCUGUCUGUUCAUAUGAAGUAAUGGAAGAAAGUUUUGUAUUCUUUGUAAAUAGAUGAAAUAAAGACUAUGAGAACA